Molecule: messenger RNA, 573 nt
Organism: Hibiscus syriacus
Lineage: Eukaryota; Viridiplantae; Streptophyta; Magnoliopsida; Malvales; Malvaceae
Product: probable small nuclear ribonucleoprotein G
Exons: 4
Coding region: 103-444 (113 amino acids)
Biological process (GO): mRNA splicing, via spliceosome; spliceosomal snRNP assembly
Cellular component (GO): P granule; U1 snRNP; U5 snRNP
Molecular function (GO): RNA binding
Source: RefSeq, a predicted model, not a curated record
ACUAUUUUAACCAAGGUAUUAGAUUUUGAACCUAGCAAAGCCAAGUAUCGUUUUUCCUCCCCAAAACCCAUAUUCUCCUCUCUCUCAAGCAAAUUCUUCGCAAUGAGCAGAUCCGGGCAGCCUCCAGAUCUCAAAAAAUAUAUGGACAAGCAGCUCCAGAUCAAGCUGAAUGCCAAUCGCAUGGUCGUCGGUACGCUUCGUGGGUUUGAUCAGUUUAUGAAUCUAGUGGUUGACAACACUGUAGAGGUGAAUGGCAAUGAGAAAACUGAUAUAGGCAUGGUGGUUAUCAGAGGAAAUAGCGUUGUUACUGUUGAAGCACUUGAACCUGUAGCAGAAUGCAGUGAUUUCCGGUUCUUCGAUUGGAAAUGUGGAACUCACUUGAUGGUAUCUCAUUCACGUGCUGUUAUUUGGAACAUAGCUGCUAGCCUGCUGAUUUGGGCUUAGGGUAUUCUAUUUAAUUGAGAACUAAUCGAAGAUUAGACGGAUUUUCUUAGUUUAUGCUCUUUAUUUUCCUUUUCUUUACCUGAUGAAUUGACCUGGUUAUACCAAAUAGUUUUAAUGGAAUGGUGGAUU